Messenger RNA from Peronospora farinosa, 2439 nucleotides. Lineage: Eukaryota; Oomycota; Peronosporomycetes; Peronosporales; Peronosporaceae. The record is from the annotation of a GenBank genome assembly.
AUGUUGCGUCAAUUCGGCAUAAAUUCCUGUCGCGCAUCCGCGCUGCUGUCACUUUCCCGGCAGCCCUUUUCACCAUUCUACAGGUUACCGCUUCUUUGCCAGCAUCAUGUGAAUCGAUGCAGCUCUUCUUUGUCUCUUACCGCCCAGAAUUUCGCCCAGGAGGACGCUGCAAGCAUCGCCACCAUCCGGAACAUCGGCAUCUUGGCGCAUAUCGACGCUGGCAAGACCACUACAACGGAACGCAUGCUGUUUUAUGCUGGAGCUAUUCGAAAGAUGGGUGAGGUACACAACGGCGACGCAACAAUGGACUUUUUGCCCCAGGAACGGGAGCGGGGUAUCACUAUCGGCGCUGCCGCCAUCAGUUUCCCGUGGCGUGAACACGACAUUAAUCUCAUCGAUACUCCUGGUCAUGUGGACUUUACUAUCGAAGUAGAGAGAACUUUACGUGUACUGGAUGGAGCUGUUGCAGUGCUGGAUGGCGUGGCAGGCGUGGAGGCACAGACGGAGACGGUCUGGGAACAGGCAGACAGAUACAAAGUCCCACGUAUUGCGUUUAUUAACAAAUUGGAUCGUGAAGGAGCAAGCUUUAGCAGGUCAUGCGAGUCUAUUGAAGCCAGAUUUGGAGUGCAGACAUUGUGUGUGCAGUUGCCGAUUGGAGAAGAAGCGGGAUUCGAAGGAUUACUAGAUCUUGUGGACAUGCAGUUGGUCAAGUGGAUGGACAAAGAAGGCGAACAGGUUCAGAGACUACCCUUGCUGUCGUCUACGGGUGGCAAGAUGGCGGAAAUGUAUGCAAAAGCACUUGUAGGACGUCAAACGUUGAUCGAACGUGCUUCGAAUUACGAUGAUGAGCUCGGUGAACUUUUUCUCAUGGAAGAAGAGAUUGAAAAUCAUAUACUGAAGGCAGCACUACGACGGAUUACGGUGCAGCGUAGCCUGGCGUCUAAAGUCGUUGUUACGCUUUGUGGCAGUGCGCUGAAAAACAAGGGCGUGCAACCGUUACUGGAUGCUGUGGUAGACUAUUUGCCGUCGCCACUGGAUUUGUCCCCGUUUGAAGCGCACAGCGUCAUAGGUGGCAAGAAGACUCGUGGUCACGGCCAUCAUAAAGAAAACGAAGUGGUUCAGAGGAAGGCGUCCUCAUGCGAGCCGCUAUGUGCGCUUGCUUUCAAGGUUCAGCACGACCGGCAGCGUGGCCUUGUUGUAUUCUUCCGCGUGUAUUCUGGCGUGCUGAAUGCCAAAUCGCAGUUGAUAAACACCUCUCGUAAUGGCACAAAGGAAAGGCUGACAAGGCUCAUGCAUGUUGCUGCAGACGGUGAGGAGGCUGUAGAUAGCAUUUCGGCUGGCCACAUUGGUGCUGCGGUGGGACUUAAGCACACGUUUACGGGUGACACGCUAAUGAGUGCUAAGGAUGCUGCCAGCCAGAUUGUGUUACCAGGCGUCCAAAUUCCUAAGCCUGUGUUCACGUGUUCGAUUGAGGCCGAGUCAUCUGCUAAGCAAAAGGAUCUCGACACAGCGCUGGAAUAUUUGCAACGCGAGGAUCCGAGCUUUGUGGUAACAGUGGAUGACGAGACUGGCCAAACGCUGAUGUCGGGCAUGGGUGAGCUUCAUCUGGACAUUAUUCAAGAACGACUGCGCAGUGAGUACAAGCUUGAACCUUCUGUCGGUACUAUGCGCGUAGCUUACCUGGAGAGCAUUACAAGCUCUAAUGAGCUAUCAUACGUACACGAUGUCAUGUUGGGCACUGACCGCCAUUUUGCGAAGCUGACAGUCCAAGUGAAUCCAUUGCUUGAGCUACAAGAGGAAACCCAAGACAAGGACAAUGAAGAAGAUGACGAGGACAACAGCACCAUUGUGCACUGGAAGAAUCUGGGCGCAAAAAAGAUGCCCCAUGCUUUUGCUCUGGCGAUCGAGGAGGGGCUGCGGGCUGGACUGAGUCGCGGAGUUUUGACGCCGAAUCGUGUUGCAUACGUAAAGGUCACGAUGGACGAAGCUGAUUGCGAAUGGGAUUGUGACUCGAGUGCAGCAUCUUUCCGAACAGCGGCUGCGCUUGCGCUGAAGCAGGCUCUUAAGGAAUCUGGUCCAGUUAUCCUAGAGCCAAUGAUGAAGCUCGAGGUGCGCUCUCCUGAUCGCUGUGUAGGCGACGUCCUGUCUGACUUAAGCUCUCAAAGACGUGCACACAUCCAGGAGGUGGUGUCUUUUUCUGCUAGUGACGGUAGUAAUUCCACGGCUAGCAAAGGCCGCACUAUUGUCCACGCUCAUGUUCCAUUGGCACACAUGGUCGGCUAUGCAACUUUGCUGCGAUCAAAGACACAGGGUGAAGCCUCUUUCGGGAUUCAGUUCUCACGUUAUGUGGAGGUAGACCCAGCAACUCGUGACCGCUUGACUGAAACUUUUGGAAAGCUUCAUCAACACAUUUCGAGGGCGUCUACCUCGACUGGUUGA